AUGAGUGGCUCUGGAAAAGGUCUUCUUGGGGUGUGGUUGUACAGAAGAGGAGAACACUGGGCUAUCAAAGAAGGAAGUCCUCUACACAAAUCGAGAGAUAUCCCCAUGGUCGAGCGAAAGCAGAACGGCGACAACAAAAAUUCUGUCGUCUUUUCGUUGAAAAAUCAAGUCGGUGGUUUGGCACGAGCGUUGCAAGUAUUCCAGGAUCUGGGUGUGAAUGUCAUUCAUAUCGAAUCACGGAAAUCGAUGCGACGCGGUUCGGAAUUCGAAAUCCUCGUUGACGUCGAAUGCGAUUCAAAAAGAAUGGAGCAAUUAACGAAAAUGUUAAGUCGCGAAGUUGCUGCUAUUAAUUUAGCGCAGUACGAAGAAAUGGGCAGUAUUCCUCACGCUCCAUCGCUUUCUGCCGCUCCAAGUUUCGAUUUCAGUGAAGUAGACAUGCCCUGGUUCCCACGAAAAAUAUCGGAUCUAGAUCAGGCUCAAAAAGUGCUAAUGUACGGAUCUGAAUUAGACGCAGAUCAUCCUGGCUUCAAAGAUCCGGUGUAUCGUAAACGUCGUGUACAAUUCGCCGAUAUCGCGAACAGUUAUAAAUAUGGUCAACCAAUUCCUCGUGUACAAUACACGUCAGAGGAGAUCCGAACAUGGGGAACAGUUUUCCGCGAAUUGCAUCAACUUUACCAGAAACACGCUUGCAAGGAGUAUUUAGAGAAUUGGCCAAAAUUAGAGAAAUACUGUGGAUAUAGAGAAGAUAACAUUCCUCAAUUACAAGACGUGAACGUAUUCUUGAAACGAACAACUGGAUUUCAACUUCGACCUGUGGCUGGGUACCUUUCACCUAGAGACUUUUUAGCCGGCCUUGCUUUUCGAGUAUUUCAUUGUACGCAAUACAUUCGACAUUCGUCGGAUCCGUUUUACACACCUGAGCCAGACUGCUGUCAUGAAUUGUUGGGACACAUGCCACUUCUAGCGAAUCCAAGUUUCGCUCAAUUCUCGCAGGAACUAGGACUCGCCUCCCUCGGAGCUUCGGACGAAGACAUCAAUAAAUUGGCAACUCUCUACUUCUUUACCGUGGAAUUUGGAUUAUGCAAGCAAGACGGUGUGCUCCGUGUUUAUGGAGCUGGUUUACUGUCCUCUGUCGCAGAACUGAAACACGCAGUUUCCAUUCCCGAGAAAACCUUUCGUUUCGAACCGGACAUAACUUGCAAGCAAGAAUGCAUCAUUACUGCGUUUCAGAACGCUUACUACUACACUGACAGCUUUGAAGAAGCUAAAGAAAAAAUGCGGGCAUUUGCUAAUCAAAUACAACGUCCAUUUGGCUUGCGCUAUAAUCCUUAUACGCAAUCGGUGGACGUUCUUACGGAUGCUCAAAAGAUUACAGCGGUGGUCAGUGAACUUAGAGGCGACCUUUGUAUAGUUUCGAACGCCCUCAAGAAGAUUCAUGAGCAGGACGAUACAGUGGACGUUGAAAGGAUAACCAGUCUUUUAACACAAGGUAUCGAACUACCUCAAGAUACAUCGUCUUCUGAUAGCGAUAUCGAUAAAAGUCCUAAUGUCGAAGCACCCCAGAAACCAAUACAAGAUCAAAAUAAAGAAUUUUCUUCCGAUGGUAAUAUAGUCAGCGCACAAGAUUAA
Molecule: messenger RNA, 1629 nt
Organism: Habropoda laboriosa
Lineage: Eukaryota; Metazoa; Arthropoda; Insecta; Hymenoptera; Apidae
Gene: Trhn
Product: tryptophan 5-hydroxylase 1
Exons: 12
Coding region: 1-1629 (542 amino acids)
Biological process (GO): serotonin biosynthetic process; aromatic amino acid metabolic process
Cellular component (GO): neuron projection
Molecular function (GO): tryptophan 5-monooxygenase activity; iron ion binding
Source: RefSeq, a predicted model, not a curated record